Capsella rubella is the source of this 1304-nucleotide messenger RNA. Its product is annotated as S-type anion channel SLAH1. Gene Ontology annotation, cellular component: membrane. Bases 33 to 1169 code for a protein of 378 amino acids. Gene Ontology annotation, molecular function: voltage-gated monoatomic anion channel activity. NCBI's taxonomy places the organism in Eukaryota, Viridiplantae, Streptophyta, Magnoliopsida, Brassicales, Brassicaceae. Gene Ontology annotation, biological process: transmembrane transport; intracellular monoatomic ion homeostasis. The transcript is spliced from 2 exons. The record is from RefSeq and is a predicted model, not a curated record.
GCCAUUACCAUCUUUUUCAUCCAUACACAGAGAUGACAAGCUUGGAAAUUGCUAUCAAAGUUGAUAACUCAAUAUCAAGCAGCAAAGACCUUACCGAUGAUACUAAACCCAUUGUCUUGAUGUCUAUUUUGCGUGGUCUCCACGCAGGAUAUUUCAGAAUAAGCCUCUCUAUCUGCAGCCAAGCUCUGCUAUGGAAGAUAAUGAUCGCACCUGACUCGCCGAGCAUGUCUCAUGUGCAUAGCAGACUCCCAUUUAUGGCGUUCCAUCUCCUGUGGUACCUAGCACUUGCAACACAAGUUUCACUCUGCUUUUUGUACGCCUUAAAGUGUAUUUUCUUAUCUGACAUGGUGAAGGAAGAGUUCUUGCACUAUAUUGGAGUGAACUAUCUUUACGCUCCAUCCAUUUCCUGCCUUCUCUUGCUUCAGUCAGCUCCAAUGAUGGAACCACAAAGCGUUUUGUAUCAGACACUAUUCUGGGUGUUUGCUGUUCCUGUCUUGACCCUUGACAUAAAGCUUUACGGCCAGUGGUUCACAACAGAGAAAAGGUUUUUGUCGAUGCUAGCAAACCCAGCAAGCCAAGUAUCAGUAAUAGCGAACCUCGUGGCUGCACGAGGAGCUGCAGAGAUGGGUUGGAAAGAGUGUGCUCUAUGCAUGUUCUCCUUAGGAAUGGUUCACUAUUUGGUUAUCUUUGUCACACUUUAUCAACGCUUACCAGGUGGAAACAAUUUCCCAACCAAGUUAAGGCCAAUCUUCUUCUUGUUCUUUGCUGCACCAGCCAUGGCAAGUCUAGCUUGGAACUCCAUUUGUGAAACCUUUGAUGCUGUAGCGAAGAUGUUGUUCUUCCUCUCGCUUUUCAUCUUCAUGUCCCUGGUGUGUAGGCCAAAUCUUUUCAAGAAAUCAAUGAAAAGAUUCAACGUCGCGUGGUGGGCUUACUCGUUCCCUCUUACCUUUCUUGCCUUAGACUCAGUUCAGUAUGCCCAAGAAGUGAAAGACCCGAUUGGUUCUGGCUUGAUGCUUAUAUUCUCAUCCAUGUCAGUUUUGAUCUUCCUUGGUAUGAUGUUACUGACAGCAGCAAACAGCAAUAGAUUACUUAGACGUGAUCCUGUCCUGAGUUCCGCUACCGGUCCAAAAGACAAGCAAAAAUCAUUGCCGCUCAGUGUGGCUUUGUAAUAAAUAUAAAUAAAACAAGCUAUAUUUUUAUGUUAUGUAUUAUCUCUAAUAUUUCUCAUCCAAAGACCUCUGUGUGGAAGCAUUUUGGAAGCUUUUUAAUCACUACAUUAAGAGCAAUACACUAUAUAUUUUGUA